UAGACUACGAGGGACAGGAUAGAAUCUUCCCAAAAUUUCAUUCCAUUCCUAAGCAAAAUUAUAGCGACAAAAUAACAAAUUAUACAAUCCUUCAAUAAAUCAUCAUAUAAUUCAUAUUUUCAAUUUUGUUUUUGAAGAUAUAGGGAGAGAGAUACUGUGUGUGGAUUGAUUCAUCAAAUCGGAUUUCUAUUCUUCAACCAAUCAUACGGUUGAGAAUCAAUGGAUCUAGCGGUGGUUGGUCGACACGCGAUGCUGUUCGACGACGACGGCAUGGCGGCGUUCGUGAAUUCACCGGAAGCUCUCGUUGAUUGGAACUCUCUCUCAAUCGAUCGCUACGAUGUUCGACAUCUCCUCUCUGGUCCCAUUCCUCCUCGCCUCAAGCGCCGCCCUCUUCAUCCUCCGUCUUCUAUCGAAGCAGACCUUGAUCAUCAGCGUUAUCUCGAUCUUCCUUCAUCUCCUCCUCAUGAACAACCGCAAGGUAACCUAGUUUCUCUUCUUCUAGCAUCGUAUUUCUUUCUUGUAUAUUUUGUUUAUUCGCUGUUGUUUUAUGUUUAGUUUCUCUUUCAAUUAGCGUUGUUUAUACUGAAUCGAAUUUGUUGUUUUGAGUUAAUAGAGGUUAUGGUUUAUGAUAUUGCUUUAUGAUUAACACACGAGAUGAAUUGCAAACUUUUGCAAGAGAUGAACAUUGAUUAGUGGAUUAAAUGGAAGAUAGUCUGAUUAAUAAGGGUAGAGGAAGUUACAGGAAAAUUUUAGGAAAAUUAUUGUAACUGUUUCACUGAAAUUUGUUUUUGAUAACACUUACCUAGUGAAUUAGGCAUUAUGGUGUGAUUGUUAUGGUAGUGCUGUAGCUGGAAUAGUUGAAUGUUUGGUUAUUCGAAGAAGAACCGAUUGCAUGCACAUAUUCUUAUAUGCAAAAUAAUUUUAGAUUUAUCCACUUUAUUGUUAUACUGAAGUAUGGUCUUGGAUAGAAUAUUAUGGCAUUAUGAUGGAAGUUGAUACAUGUAGCUGACUCCACUUAGUGGGAUAAGACUAGGUUGUUGUUGUUGUUGUAUUGUUAGACCGAAGACUUUUGUAUUUUUAAUAUAUUUGUUUUCAAACCAAACUAGAAUGAACAAGUCUUUUUAAUUGGUUCUCACCUCUGUGACAAAUGGAUAUAUUUGCUUUAAAGUGUCAUUUAGUUGAGGGCAUGAUGUAACUAGGUGAUGGUGUAAUGUUGGCUGAUGGCCAUUAAGUCUGAUUUUAUUUUCAUGGUGGAUGUUUGGAGUUAGGGAAGCUUUUUUUACAACUUCCACUUAAGACUGUGUUUAGUUUUAUGUUUGUACAACAACAAUCUUUACAUUUGCAGGAUGCAAUCUAAUAUGCUACAGUUCCUGUGUCAGACUACAAGUAAGGAUGUUUUCAACUGGCUUCCAUUUUUGUUUUAGUUUCUUUGGUGGUAGUGCUAUUACUGUUUUAGGUGUAUGAUAUAAUUGCAGUUGAGAAUUGUAUGGGAUUCUGACGAAGAUGUCUUCUUUCUUUGUUUGUUUAGAUGAUGAUUCAGGUGCAGUGGAUUCAGCUGGCUAUCGUGCUGUUGCAUUUUCAUAUGAAAAUUCUAACGUGUCAACUGAGACAAAGGGCAAUGAUACUGAGUCUGGUUUUCGUCCCAACUUUCCAGUACCAGAAAGCUUACUUCAUAACCUGAUGCUUGGAGCAUAAACGAAGUUCUUGUGACUCGAGGUAGCCAUUCACAGGCCACCUUUUUUCCUUUUGAUAUCAUGAGAAGGGGCUGUGCAGGUGGGAUUAGGAUGGUAGAAAUUGUUGAUUGUUUGCCUCUCAAGAGAAAAUGGGAUGAAACAUAUCUUCUUAAAGCUCUAUUUCUUGAUCUUUAUGAUUAUUCAAGUAUAUAUGAGCCUCCAAAUGAGAAGCUACAUCAGAUUAUUUCAAGGACUGCAUUAUUUGUCAGCAAGCAUGGUAGCCAAUCAGAAAUUAUUCUGAGGGUGAAACAAGGAGAUAAUCCAACAUUUGGGUUCCUGAUGCCUGAUCAUCAUCUUCAUCCAUAUUUUAGGUUUCUUGUUGAUCAUCAAGAACUUUUGAAUGUCGAAAAAGUUGAUGUAGAUUCAGCAUUGGACAAGAAUAGAAGUCAGGUGCCGGAUCAAACAGGUGGUGCAUUGUCUUUGCUUGGAUCUGUCUAUGGAUAUGGAGAGGAUGAGGAUGGUACAACAGAAAAUACUAAUGACCUUGAGAGAAACACACAUGUGGGAGUUGUUGAUGUGGCUACCACUUAUGCCUCUACAAGGAUAGAACAGGCAGAAUCAUCCUCAGAUCCAGCCAAGAAUGAAAGCAUUUCUAAAAACCAAAUACCUUUUAAAGAAAAAGUUCCUGUUAUAAAGCGGAAUCAGUCUAUCGGUAAUGUUAAGACCAUAACUUCAGGAAAGGCAAAAACAGGAGAUAUCCUGGAUUCAGGGUCCAAUGCUGCAAAUAAAUCACAGACUUCUGUGCCCAGUACAGCUAAGAUUGAACUGCCUGUUGUUGAACCUCCAUCUGACAUAAGAAUAGUUAUUGAGAGGAUCGUUGAGUUCAUCUUAAAAAAUGGCAGGCCAUUUGAGGCCGUUCUUGCUGAACAGGAUCGUGCUCAUGGAAGGUUCCCAUUUCUUCUGCCUUCUAAUCAGUAUCACACUUACUAUCUGAAAGUUCUUCAAACUGCUGAAGAGUCUAAAUUACCAGGUAAGGGCUACCAAAAGUACAAUCCAGCUGGUCGUGCAAGAGAUAAUAACACUGCUGCAUAUGAAGAAAAUGACAAUAAAUUCAAAAUGAUUAUUGGCAAUUUAAAGAAGGAUGGUCAAGAGCCAACUCCCAAAGACUGCCAAUCUCAAACUACUGUUAACAUCCAUGCGGCGGCAGCUGCUGCUAUUCUUCAGGCAGCUACUAGGGGUAUUAAAAGGCCCAAUUUAGAAAUUCUCAGUAAGACGUCAAGUGGUAAUGGUCAAGGCUAUUGCAGUCUGAACGCAGAGACUAGUGCUUCUGUUCCAGUUGCCAAGGCUAUUGCAGAAAAAGUGGCUAUUGCAGCAGCAGGUGAGGCUGACUCCUCUGAAGCACAUAUGACUAAAGAGCAAAAGCUUAAAGCAGAGAGAUUGAAACGAGCCAAGAUGUUUGCAGCCAUGAUAAAAAGUGGAGCUGGAGCACUUAAAAGUGAACUGCCAAGAGCUUUAUCUCUUGAACCACCAGGCUCUGGGCUUUCAGGUUCAGAUGCUGAGAUUGGAAAUCUUGUGAAUAAAGAAAGGGAAGGAAGUUCUGUUCCAUUCAAUGCUGAUAACUCAGAUAAAAGUCAUAAGUCUGAAGAAAAGCUUUCUGAUAAUAAUUCAGAUAGAAGUAACAAGUCUGAGGAAAAACUUGUUGAUAAUAAUAUUGAAAGGCGAUCUAAAAGAAAGUACCGAUCAAGGUCCAGUAGACAUGAAGAAGAAGAAGAGGAGGAGGAAGAGGAAGAAGAAGAAGAAAAUAAAGAAGAUAUAAGGAAUCAGAAACGAUCCAGAAAAAAGCAUCGAUCACAUCGAUCUUCACACAGAAGUCGGGAUAGAGACUCAGACAGAGACAGGGAUAAAAUCAGGCGGAAGCACAAGAGAAGAGAUUCAGACAGAGAUAGGGACAGAAUCAGGAGUAAGCAUGAUAGCUCUUCCGACGAUGAGCACCAACACUUGAGGCAUCAUAGCAAAUAUGAUAGCUCCUCUGAUGAAAAGCACGGAUCUCCUAGACGACAUCGUGGAGAGAAUGGCUUGUCAGACCGUAAGCAUAGACAUUUGCGUAAACAUUAUAGUUCAUCUGAGGAUGAGCAUAGACACCGACACCUAAGCAGAAAGAUAAAGCAUAAGAGCAGGAGGUCUCAUGCUGAAAGAGAGGCUGAGUUGGAGGAGGGGGAGAUAGUGAAAUCAGACAAGUCGCAAGUAAGCGAACUUGGGCGAGUUAGCAGGGAGGCUUCUGCUGAGUUAUAUAAGUCUACAAAAGCACCAUCUCAAUCACCUGAAGUAACUAAUGUUUCUGAUGAGCUUAGAGCCAAAAUUAGAGCCAUGUUGAUGGAAAAUUUGUAAAACCAAAAUUGGGCUCUUAAUGUAUUUUUAGUCUAAUAAUAUUUUUAAUGAUUUGUUCAGCUAAAUACAAACAGUUAAAAGUUUUUCAAUCUAUAUGUUUAAAUUUAUAAAAAUUACACUACAUUGAAGUAUUA
Lathyrus oleraceus (garden pea) is the source of this 4195-nucleotide messenger RNA. RefSeq lists its product as uncharacterized. Gene Ontology annotation, biological process: mRNA 5'-splice site recognition; RNA processing. The transcript is spliced from 4 exons. Lineage: Eukaryota; Viridiplantae; Streptophyta; Magnoliopsida; Fabales; Fabaceae. The record is from RefSeq and is a predicted model, not a curated record. The coding region runs from base 1755 to 4061 and encodes 768 amino acids. Gene Ontology annotation, molecular function: RNA binding.